This is a messenger RNA of Ornithodoros turicata, 2591 nucleotides long. RefSeq names its product WD repeat-containing protein 75-like. The coding region runs from base 1261 to 2526 and encodes 421 amino acids. Gene Ontology annotation, molecular function: protein binding; RNA binding. The transcript has 11 exons. The record is from RefSeq and is a predicted model, not a curated record. Gene Ontology annotation, cellular component: nucleolus. Gene Ontology annotation, biological process: positive regulation of transcription by RNA polymerase I; positive regulation of rRNA processing. Lineage: Eukaryota; Metazoa; Arthropoda; Arachnida; Ixodida; Argasidae.
AAGAAGAAGAGGUCCUGCACUCUUGCGAACAACAUUCGAUUAGGCCCGCGGUUGUGCCCCUACCGCCCCUACCCCGUAGCCGUACGAUGUCAAAGCGCCCACUCACUGGAAGCUAUUGUAAUAGCGCUCCUAACCUGAUAAUUAGUAGGCAUGAGUGGGAGCUUCCACAUUGUACGGAAACCCUUGAAGGCGAGAGGUUUGAAUUCGAUAGCCCGCAAAUGCUUGAGGCAGAAGAAUUAGAUAGAAAAUGGAAAUUAAUCUUGAAAAAAAAGCGCCGUUUUACGAGAACCGAGCUACUAGUAUACCUAGAGCUACUCCACAGUCCCGAAAGCACAAGUGUUAGAGGGAAGUACGCAGUUACUAUUCUGGCUGAAGAUCGCGUCUUAGACAUUAAGUCAAUUUCUUGUUUCGAAGAUUUUGAAAUUUUCAGACCAGUAAUGUUGGCUCGAAUGAGGGUGAAGUGGGGCAGCAUUAUAUCUAAAAGUAUAAAAAUCCAAUUAAAAUUAUCCACAUACUGGGGAAUCAUCAAUGAACAUAAGCGCGUAAAGCGCGGAAAUAACUUAGUCGAAGACCUGAGGCAGCUUUGCAUUAAUGGCGAAUUCGUUGACUACUUUAUUCACGUAGAGACGGAGACCUUUGGUGUGCACAAGAUCAUACUCGCAGCAAGGUCAUCUGUGCUCAAAGAGGUCUUCAACCACCAUCCACAAUCGUAUACGAUUGUUGGAUAUAGUGUUGAAGCAGUUAAGUACCUUGUCCAAUUCUUCUAUUCGGAUUCGUUAGAAAACCCUGAUAUUUCGGUCGCAUUAGAAAUGCUUAAUCUCGCUAAAACAUACGAUUCCAAAUUGCUCCAGGAAAACUUAUCGGAGUAUCUAGGGACAAGGGUAAGUCAUCAGAACGUAGUCGCAUUCAUGCAGGCUGCCUGCAUCACCCAGUGUGAUGACCUUCGUGGGUACAUACGGGAGUUUGUUGCCGCAAACCCCGAAGUAACCCUCUCUGAAGCCUGGCAGGGUAUGGUAGAACAUUGUGCAGGGGUGGGGGCACCCAUCGAAUUUGUUUAGUUAAAUACAGCUGUGUGUAUUAAAAAUUUUUUAAAAUAUUGAAAUUUCAAGAAACCUUCCAAAUUGCAACCACUGUCUUAGUAGUGAUGUUGUACAGCAGUGUCCGUCAGUUUCGAUAAGGGCAUGACCAGACCCGAUCAUGUGGUCAAGGAAUCCAAUGUGGGCCUCUUGCACGACACUCACAGUGGAGAGCUUGUGCUGAAUGGUCGACCGGGCCACUUGCAGUUUCACCUGCCUCUCCAAGACAAACAGCUCCACAACCUUCGUCCUGAACACUAACGUGUACCUGCCUCAUUAUAAGCGAGUGAAUGACCUUCAGUUCCGCACAACCCAAGAGUUGGCACCGCUUGCAGUCACCACCGGACAGGAUGGAAAGUUUCGUUCCUGGGCUUUGUUUGAAGAGGACAUCCCUCAAGGAGACGAGAAGAUGCACAGGAGCCAGUCAUGGAACUGUAUGCAAUCAGGGUCAUACCGAGGUCUACCCUGCGGGCGUGCGGCAUUUAGUCAAGAUGGGUCCCUCUUGGCUCUCACCUUUUGUCAUCUGCUCACAUUGUGGGCGGUUGGAGAAGAACAAGAUGAUGAGGCUCCUCCAGCGAAGUUAUGUGCCUCGUUGAGUGACCCUUCCUCGGAGGAUGAUAUCUCGGCCUUGGAGUUUGGCAGGGACACUGCAGCGCACAUGGUCGUUACUUGUACCUCUUCACGGAUAACGAUCUGGAAUGUAAUCACCCUUUCACUCCACUGGAGCAGGGACUGGACGUUUAGUUGCCUGGCCUCGGACCCUCUAUCGCAACGUAUGGCUGCUUUCAGCGCCGAUGGUUCAGUUCUUCUGUUUGACCCCAAAAGCAUCGUAGACAAGCCUCUCUACGAAGGUGAAAUCACAGAAGAAAAGGGUCGUGCAGCCAGGGCAGCAAUAUUUGUUCCGAGUGGCAACCACGAAACACCAUCUGGGCUCUACUUUCUCAACUGCUUGCAGGAGCUCUAUUCUCUCGAACCACAGGAGGGAGAAGAGGAUGUCCAGAGUGAGCCUUCUACCAUACAUCUUGAAAGUGGAAUGCUGUCAUCAACCCCAUUUGGAGCUCUUGUGGCAGAGCGUACAAAGUUUGCAGUUGUGGAAGAUGGAAAGACGGAAACUUUGCACCACAGCAGACUGGGUGUGUUAGGCUUCAAAGAAGUUCAACAGUUAUUGGACAUGAACUCCCAUACACUUCCAUGGCUGAGCAUCAUGUGCCAGGACUUCAUGGCAUCAUUUCUCAACGGUACCUCCGAAAGUGUUGGAAAAGGAGGGCAUGAAAGCGAAGAACAUGAUGAUUCAAGCUCUGACAUGCAUGUGGAUGAAGUGGAGCAAAAGGUCCGAGACAGCCAGAAUGAGAACACCAGAACUUCAACAACAACUACUACAGUCAAUACUACAGUGUUUGGAAAGCUAGAAGACUUUGGUUGGUUGUCCAAACCUAAAAGAGAAAUCUAGACAUGACCAUGUAUACUAUCUCAUUUUGUUAAAUACAUGAAAUCAUCCAUUUUAAGAAUGUGACA